CCGGACCACUCAUCAGUAUACGAGCGACCGCAGCUUGGCACAGUUGGUGAAGCAACGCGAACAGAACCGAACGAAACAGUUGACAGUUAGUGCGCAGUAACACAAUGGCUUUGGAGCGUCAAGUUCGUGCUAAGAUCGCCGGCAAGCGUGACCUGGAGAAGGAUAAGGAAGCUCAGUACUGGAUCGAGGAGGUGCUCGGUGAGAAGUUCCCGGCCGGUGUCCUGUACGAGGACGCCCUCCGCGAUGGGCUGAUCCUGUGCAAGCUGAUCAACAAGCUGGAACCGGGCGCGGUCUCGAAGAUCAACACAUCGGGCGGACAGUUCAAGAUGAUGGAGAACAUCAAUCUGUUCCAGCAGGCGAUCAAGAAGUACGGCGUGCCCGAUCUGGACGUGUUCCAAACGGUCGACUUGUACGAGAAGAAAGACAUCGCGCAGGUUACCAGCACAAUCUUCGCCCUGGGACGAGCGUGCUACAAGCAUCCACAGUUCCAGGGACCAUUCCUCGGACCAAAGCCGGCGGAUGAGUGCAAGCGCAACUUCACGGACGAACAGCUGAACGCGGGGCAGGCCAUCAUCGGGUUGCAGGCGGGCACGAACAAGGGUGCGACCCAGGCUGGCCAGAAUAUUGGCGCCGGUCGUAAAAUUAUUCUCGGCAAGUAAGCGAAUGUUGGCCCGAGCACCGGUCCGGAAAUUGUGUACAAACGCCAUCCACCACCACAUACGCACACAUACACUUAACCUCACACAGACACACAUCAGCACAUGAAGCUAUCCCCAGCGACCUACAUAAAAUGUCCGCUCCCAAACUCCUAUCCCAAAGCAUCCACAUUUGCGAGUGUGUAAGAUAAUAGUAGCAGGGAGUAGAUGAGAGAAGUAUGACGCGAGAGAUCAGGUAGUAGAUGCGUGGUAGAGGACCCCGGGGGACUCCAGGGGACUCCCCGGAUGGUCCCCAGAGUCCGACUGCUAUGAGAACUGGUAUUAUUGAUACGGCGUGCGGCAUUAUACACCUUGAGUUUAUAUUAUUCAACUACCUUAAUCCCGCACUGGUGAGGAAAAGCGGGAAAACAUCGGUUUGUUGUGUAAGAGAGCAAAAAUUCGUUGAUAAUUUAUCUGUAAUAAAAUUAAUACUAUUUCGUAAAAAAAACACACCCAGUAAAC
Molecule: messenger RNA, 1157 nt
Organism: Anopheles moucheti
Lineage: Eukaryota; Metazoa; Arthropoda; Insecta; Diptera; Culicidae
Gene: Mp20
Product: muscle-specific protein 20
Exons: 3
Coding region: 105-659 (184 amino acids)
Molecular function (GO): protein binding
Source: RefSeq, a predicted model, not a curated record